AGAACAUUGACCAUAACUCGUCCAACCUUCAAAACAACAACUCAUCAUAAACUAAAGGCUCAAAGAAUCCGACAAGAGUCAUCCGAGCAUUCACUAUUACCAAGCAGAGACAAUGUCUGAUCCUUCUCCGCAACACCGCCAUUCACUCCGCAAGUAUCCCGCAAUUCUUUGUAAUCUCAAAAGGCGUCACCAUUCACUAUAUAGCAUGUCUCAUUCGGCAUUAAUCAAACCAUUCAUUUCUUAUCAUCUCUUAACCUCACUUCUCUACCCUCUUCGCCCUUCAGUCCCACCCAUUUCCAACCAACAACCAUGCCCCCAAUCCGCAUUGGCUUCGUCGGCCUUUCCUCCCGACAAUCCUGGGCCGUAUGGGCCCAUCUCCCCUACCUUGCCACCACCUCCAAAUACACUAUAGUCGCUCUCUGCAACUCUAGCGUCUCCAGCGCCCGCGCCGCUAUCACCGCACACAACCUCCCUCCGACCACAAAAGCCUACGGCUCCCCUGCCGACCUCGCGGCAGACCCGGAUAUCGAUCUCAUCGUCUGCUCCGUACGCGUCGACAAACACUACGCCGUCCUUCAGCCAGCGCUGCAAGCAGGAAAAGACGUGUUCUGUGAGUGGCCACUCGCAAAGGAUCACGCAGAGGCGGAGGAAAUGCUUAUGUUGGCGAAGGAGAAGGGAGUGAGGACUUUGGUGGGAUUGCAGGCCCAUGUGUCUCCUGCUUUACGCAAGAUUAAAGAGAUCGUGGAGAGUGGGAGGAUUGGGAAAGUGUUGAGCUCGUCGUUUCACGGGACGCCGAAGUUUUUUGGGGAGACAGAAAGCGAAGGUUUGGGGUAUACGCAUGAGAGGAGAAAUGGGGGGAAUAUGUUGACGAUUUAUGGGAUGCAUUCCCUUGAAGCUAUAACCUUUGUCCUCGGGCCCUUAGCUACCUACACUCCCCUCCUCUCCAUCUCCAAACCGACAACCGACCUCCUCAACUCCUCUGGCCAAACUGUCCGCACAAUCCCCCGCACCUCGCACGACCAAAUCCUGCUCCAAGGCACCCUCACCUCCUCCGCCGUCCUCUCCUACCACCUCCGCGGCGGCCCCGCCUUCUCUAACACUUCUGGCCUCAUCUGGCGUAUCUACGGCUCUAGCGGGGAGAUCCAAAUCACGGGGCCUGACACAUAUCUCCAGAUCUCGGACGAUAACCUGAAGAUCGAGGUGUUUGAGCAUGCAGCGGGAACGACGGAGGUUGUGGAGGUGGAGAAAGAUAAAUGGAGCGGGGAUGGGUUGUUUGGGAGGAAUAUUGCGAGGUUGUACGAGGAGUUUGCGGAGGGGAAGGGGGUGGAUGACGGGGUGCUGGAUUGGGGAGUUGCGGUGGAGAGACAUGCGUUUGUAGAAGAGGUGUAUAGAAAGGCGGGGGUGGAUGUAAAGUGA
Molecule: messenger RNA, 1416 nt
Organism: Lindgomyces ingoldianus
Lineage: Eukaryota; Fungi; Ascomycota; Dothideomycetes; Pleosporales; Lindgomycetaceae
Product: NAD-P-binding protein
Exons: 2
Coding region: 310-1416 (368 amino acids)
Molecular function (GO): nucleotide binding
Source: RefSeq, a predicted model, not a curated record